AACCUCACUCGUACAUCAGCCUUCCGCGACCCGACGGCUCUGCAGCAUAGAGGCAAACACCACCAUCUCCUUCUCUUGCGCAGACCUCGAACAACACCCUCGAUCGAGCUCCCACGAUGGACUACGAGGCCCUCAAGGAGCAAUGGUCCGAUAUUGAAGACCGCGAUGGCAUUCGCUUGUCAUGGAACACAUUCCCGUCUUCACGCAUGGAGGCCAGCCGGCUGGUCGUGCCAAUUGGUGCCCUCUACACACCGUUGAAAGAGAAGACGGACGGCACACCUCUGCUGCAAUACGAGCCCGUCACAUGCAAACCUCCGUGUCGAGCUGUUUUGAACCCCUUCUGUCAAGUCGACAUGCGCGCGCGGAUAUGGAUCUGUCCCUUCUGUCUGCAGCGCAACAACCUCCCACCUCACUACAAGGACAUCAGCGAGUCUCAGAUCCCACCGGAGCUCCACCCUGGAAGCACAACAAUCGAGUACCGACUCGCACGUCCAGCCCCUACUCCUCCGAUUUUUGUCUUCGUGGUCGAUACCUGUCAAGAGGAGGAUUCGCUCAAGUCGCUUAGAGACAGCAUCAUCAACGCCCUGUCUUUCUUGCCUCCACACGCCUUGGUUGGCCUGAUCACAUAUGGCACAAUGGCACAGGUUCACGAGCUUGGAUACACCGAAUGCGCAAAGUCAUACGUCUUCCGCGGCAACAAGGACUACGGCGGGAAGCAGGUUUCAGAAAUGCUCGGCUUGGCUAUGGGAGGUGCUGCGAGACCAGGACAGCCACAACCUCAACCCGGCCGACCAGCGGCUCCACCUGUUGGAGGUGCUCAGGCCAGGUUUCUGCUUCCAGUCCAGCAAUGUGAGUUCCAGCUCACAAACGUACUGGAGAGCCUCCAGAAGGAUCCAUGGCCGGUUGCGAACGAUAAGCGUGCCAUUCGCUGCACUGGUGUAGCUCUUUCAGUUGCGGCUGGUCUGCUCGAGACCAGCUUCCAGAACUCGGGUGCCCGGAUCAUGCUGUUCACCGGUGGUCCGGCCACGGAAGGCCCAGGUAUGGUCGUGGGACCUGAACUCAAGGAGCAGAUCCGUUCUCACCACGACAUUGACCGCGACAACAUCAAAUAUUACAAGAAGGCGCUGAAAUUUUACGAUACGCUGGCCAAGCGUGUGGCACACAACGGACAUGCAGUGGACAUUUUUGCAGGAUGCUUGGACCAAGUCGGUCUGCUGGAGAUGAAGGGCCUCGCCAAUAGCACUGGUGGCCACAUGAUUCUGACGGACUCUUUCACCUCGUCCAUGUACAAGCAGUCCUUCUCGAAGAUCUUCGAUGCGGAUGCAGAUGGCAAUCUGUUGAUGGGAUUCAAUGCUUCGCUCGAGGUGCUAACCACGAAGGAGCUGAAGGUGACUGGUCUCAUCGGACACGCAGUCUCACUCAACAAGAAGUCGACAUCAGUCGGAGAGACGGAAUGCGGUAUCGGCAACACAUGCAGUUGGAAGAUGUGCUCCAUCGACCCAGCUGCUUCGUACGGUGUCUACUUCGAAAUCGCAAGUCAAGGCGGUCCUGCACCAGCUAUGCAGCAAGGCCCGCAGAAGGGACUGAUUCAAUUCCUCACCUACUACCAGCACUCCGGAGGGCAAUACCAUCUCCGUGUCACCACUGUCGGCCGCAACAUGAGUGGACCGAGCGGAGAUCCCGCCAUUGCACAGUCAUUUGACCAGGAAGCAGCAGCGGUGCUCAUGAGCCGCAUCGCUGUCUUCAAAGCCGAGGUCGACGAUGGUCCAGACGUCCUUCGAUGGGUCGACCGCAUGCUGAUUCGCCUGUGCUCGCGUUUUGCAGAGUACAGGAAAGACGACCCGUCAAGCUUCCGCUUGGAGAAGAACUUCACCCUAUACCCACAGUUCAUGUUCCAUCUCCGCCGGUCACAGUUCUUGCAAGUGUUCAACAACUCUCCCGACGAAACGGCCUUCUACCGACACGUGCUCAACCACGAGGACGUGUCAAAUUCCCUGGUCAUGAUCCAGCCCACGCUUGACUCUUACACCUUCGACCAGGAGGGUGCCAUACCGGUCCUGCUCGACUCGACAUCUAUUCAACCGACCACUGUGCUCCUACUCGACACCUUCUUCCAUAUCCUCAUCUUCCACGGUGAGACAAUGGCUGAGUGGCGAAAAGCUGGUUACCAGGACAUGGAAGGAUACGAGAACUUCAGAGAACUGCUCGACGCUCCCAAGCAAGAUGCGAAGGACCUCAUCCAAGACCGCUUCCCACUUCCUCGAUUCAUCGUUUGCGACGCCGGCGGCUCACAAGCUCGUUUCCUUCUUGCCAAGCUGAACCCGUCUACGACGCACACCUCUUCUAGUUACGGAGGCGUCAGUCAAACGGCACAGACCAUCUUCACCGACGAUGUCAGCUUGCAGACAUUCAUGGACCAUUUGAUGAAGUUGGCUGUCAGCGGUACUGGCUAGAGAGAGAGCGUGUCGUGGUUCCCAGGUGAGGGUGUGUUGUAAAAGUUGGAAGCACAGGCGCUGAACGGGUUGGGAGGUGACUUGUUCAAUGAAGCACGAAGAUCGGCGUUGUCAUUGAGCCGAUCGCAGUGAAGCUCUGUAGAACUUAUCUAGACUUUGUGAUCAUGAAAUGAGCAAAUGAGCUC
Messenger RNA from Zymoseptoria tritici IPO323, 2638 nucleotides. RefSeq lists its product as uncharacterized. The transcript is spliced from 2 exons. The record is from RefSeq and is a predicted model, not a curated record. Lineage: Eukaryota; Fungi; Ascomycota; Dothideomycetes; Mycosphaerellales; Mycosphaerellaceae. Gene Ontology annotation, biological process: endoplasmic reticulum to Golgi vesicle-mediated transport; COPII-coated vesicle budding; COPII-coated vesicle cargo loading. Gene Ontology annotation, molecular function: GTPase activator activity; zinc ion binding. Gene Ontology annotation, cellular component: COPII vesicle coat; endoplasmic reticulum exit site. The coding region runs from base 117 to 2453 and encodes 778 amino acids.